AUUUUUACUUCUGGCUAUGCUUUAUCAUUUUAUCUUGAAUCAAACAAGUUUGACAAGAAAGCAUAUAUUUUGGGUUCAGUAGCUCUUCAGGAAGAAUUAAACAAAAUGGGAAUUUCAUCUCUUCCUGUUGGGUUAAAGGAGGAAAGUAAUAUUUCAAAAAAUAACAUUAUGCAAAGAUCCCCAGUUAAGCGAGGAAGACCGCCACUUACAAGAUCGAGAACAGAGAACAAACAAGAUUAUUCAGGUUCUUCAAGCUCAAAACUCAUUACGGACUAUGGAAUACAGUUAAAUAGUGAUUUGCAAGAAGAAAUAAGAGAGUCUAACCAGCAAAAUUUAUUGAGUUCAACAGGUGAGUCAUCUAAUAUUAAUUCAAAUUCAGUUACAAAUCUUGCAAGUCAUUUUGACACUUCUACGGCACUCUUAUGGUCUAAAAUAUCUGAUUUAAUAAAGGACUCUAAUGAUAAACUACUAGAACAAAUGGUCUAUAUAAAAGAAGAUAUAGAAAACAUACGUCAGGACAUACGUGAGUCCAAGGAAAAACAGCUAUACAUGGAGAAGGAAAUUAAAAAUUUACAACAACAAUUAGAACAACAAAAAAGUGAAAACGAACUAAUGCAAUUCAAAAUAGAUUCUUUAAAUAAUGAUUAUAAUUAUAAAAAAGUAAUAGUAUACAAUUAUCCUGUUGAAAAAUCUAUAUCUACAUCAGAAAUAUAUGAGUUUAUGACAAAUGUACUUAAUAUUAAUGACAUAUCCCAAUCUGAUAUAAUAGAAACAAAUUUAAUAACAAAGAAACCUAACAUAGUAGUAAGAAUAAUAUUUAAUAAUAAGCAAAUCCGUGAUAAAUUCUUUUAUACUUUUAUUCAAAAGAAACAACUAAGAAAUACAUCAAAUGAAUGGAAAGACAUGCAAAUGGCACCAGAAUUAACCAAAAACUCAAGAUUAAGAAGGAAAAAGUUACUCCCAAUUUUUUAUGAAUGGCGAAAACAAAAAGAUCAAGUUAAACUUCGUAACGAUAUAUUAAUGAUAAAUCAAGAAAAAAUAACAUAUAGUUUAAAAUUGUGUAAAUUGGUUUAUGUAAACAACUUUCAUCCUUAUAGUGACCAAAUAGAUAUGAACAGCUGAUACCAUGACAAACAAAAAUAUAAUCAUUAUAAUAGAAUCAUAAAAAAUAAUCAAAUGGUUUCCAUUGUAAACUGGAAUGGUCAAGGAAUAAAAAAUAAAAUGUCAUCAAUAGUUAAAAUUUGCACUAAAUACGAACCGGAUAUUUUAGCAAUUACAGAAACUUGGAUUACUUCAAAUUUAUAUUAUAAUAAAAAAUUUUUCAACGAUUAUAUAAUAGAAGCGAUACAAGCACAGAAACCGAUUGGUCCGGGUCGGCCUAGCGGAGGAGUAUGCAUCCUUAUAAAAAAGAACUUUGGGAAAAUAAUUGAUAUAAAAAAAUUCAAUAAUUAUAUGAUAAUUCUUAUCUCACCACUGAAGACUAUCUUAGAAGAUAAAAUUAAUAAAUUCAUAACAUUAUUAAUAGCAUAUAUUCAGCCUGAUGAUUUAAAUAAUUUAAAAAAUUGUUUCAAAGUAUUAGAAAGCUGGAUACAUAUUUCUCCACUCAUCUUAAUAAUGGGAGAUUUUAAUGCAAGGAUUGGUGAAUUAACAGACUCAAAAUAUAAAGGAACCAAUCAAUGCAUAACUAAUAAUCGUAUUUCAAAAGAUAAGCAAACUAAUAGAUUGGGAAAAUAUCUUAUCGAGUUACUAAAGGAACACAGAUUAUUUUUACUGAAUGGUAGAAUGCAACAGGAUAUUCCUGCUGAACACACUUGUUUAACUAAUAUGGGUGCUUCGACAAUAGAUUUCACUAUCUGUUCUGAACAACUUUUGGAUUAUUGUGUGGAAUUUCGAAUUACGAAUCUUGAUAGUUCAGACCACUUUCCUACAAUAGCAAAAUUUCGCUUGUUUCCUUCUGAGAAUUUAAAUAAUAUAGAAAAUUACAACUUCAAGAUAAAGUAUAAACUGGAUAAAUAUAGAUCGGAAAUUGAUACUCGAUUAAAAAAUAUGCCGGAAGUAACUAACUACAAUUGUGAAGAAGUAUAUAAAACAUUCAUAAAUACAAUGAAUGAUUACAUAAUAAUAAGCAAAAAUAAAAAAUAUAUGCAAAAUAAAAAUAUAAAAAUCUGGUAUGAUGGUGAUUGUCACAAAGGAAAACUCCGAAAGCAACAAAAAUUAAAAAUGUAUAGACAAAAUCCUAAUCAUGAAAAUUUAAUUAAUUAUAAAAAUUCCAAACGAACUUAUAAUAACUUAAUUAAUACAAAAAAGAAAAACUACCUUCGCAGAAUUGAAUUAAAUCUGAUUAAUAAUACUAAUAAUAGCAAAGUAUUUUGGAAUACUAUCAAAAGAUUUCGAACAAAAGAUAAUUUAGGAAGUAGUAACAUUGGAAUAAGUUUUGAAAACUGGAAAAAAUUCUAUCAAAAAUUCAUCAUAAACAACAUAAAAAUUCCAACGGAAAGAAAUUACUAUAGUGAUGAGUAUUUAAAUGCUGAUAUGACUAUGAACGAAUUGGAGGAAGUUAUUCAAAAAACCAAGAACAAUACUACCCCUGGAGACGAUAAUAUACCAUCUAAAUUCUUAAAAAUUCUAUCAAUAGAAUCCAAAAUAAAACUAUUGAAACUAUUUAAUACAAUGUACAAAACAUUAUCCUAUCCUGAAUCAUGGAAUUCAAUAAUAAUGACGAUGAUAUACAAAAAGGGAGACCAAAUGUCUCCAGAAAAUUAUAGACCUAUAGCUCUGUUAUCUACACUCAGAAAAUGUUUUACAUCGAUACUGGCAAUAAAAUUUCAACAUUGGAUCAAAACCUAUGAGUUGGAAGCAGAAUUUCAGUUUGCUUAUACAAAAAAUAAAGGCACCGAAUCUGCAAUAUUUACCUUAAUGAUGAUUAUUCAAAUAUAUUUAGUUAAAAAACAUAGAAAAAUAUAUGCCGCAUUUAUAGAUAUAACAAAGGCAUUCGACUCAGUAUAUGUACCACUACUACAACAAAAACUUAAGGAAAAUGGUGCAAGUUCCCAAUUUAUAGAAACAAUAUCAUUACUAUUUCAAAAUUACAAAAUAAAGAUUAAGCAAAAUAAGAAUA
Centruroides sculpturatus (bark scorpion) is the source of this 3118-nucleotide messenger RNA. RefSeq names its product glycerol-3-phosphate phosphatase-like. Gene Ontology annotation, cellular component: cytoplasm. The record is from RefSeq and is a predicted model, not a curated record. Lineage: Eukaryota; Metazoa; Arthropoda; Arachnida; Scorpiones; Buthidae. The coding region runs from base 106 to 1122 and encodes 338 amino acids. Gene Ontology annotation, molecular function: phosphatase activity. The transcript has 2 exons.